Aricia agestis (brown argus) is the source of this 1932-nucleotide messenger RNA. RefSeq names its product guanine nucleotide-binding protein-like 3 homolog (gene Ns1). The record is from RefSeq and is a predicted model, not a curated record. Gene Ontology annotation, molecular function: GTP binding. The transcript is spliced from 9 exons. NCBI's taxonomy places the organism in Eukaryota, Metazoa, Arthropoda, Insecta, Lepidoptera, Lycaenidae. Bases 147 to 1871 code for a protein of 574 amino acids. Gene Ontology annotation, cellular component: nucleolus.
UAAUAAAAAUACGUGAUGCGUCUAAAUCAGGGACGAAAGCUUAAUUAUUAUUUAUUUAAUUAAAAUAUCUGGCUACUUUCUUUUUAUACUAGAAAAUAUAUUGUGUAAUUUUCGUAUUGAAUAAGUUUUAAGCGCUCAAAGUAAAAAUGGCAAAGUUUAAACUAAAAAAGCCAUCUAAAAGGCAGCCAGCGAGGCUAAGGUACAAAAUAGAGAAGAAAGUUAGGGAUCAUAACCGAAAGAAAAAGAAGGAGGCGAAAAAGGCACCCAAAUCAAAGAAGCCCAAGCCUAUCCAAGUCCCUAAUAUCUGUCCCUUUAAAGAAGAAAUUUUAAAAGAAGUCGAGGCAGUAAAGAAGCAUAAAGAAGAGGAGAGACAAAAGAGACGCGAGCAAGCCAAACUUGAAAAACAAAGGAAGUUAGAGGAGAAAAAUAACCCUGUAGGAAUGGACACUUUAGUUGCUAAUGCUGAAGCCAGAGGCAAAGUGCAUGAGGCAUUUAAAGACAAAGACAGUGAGGACAAUGAAUACGGCAAGAACAGACAGAAGGAAAACUCACUGAAGACUUAUUAUAGGGAGUUCAAAAAAGUUAUAUCCGAGGCUGAGGUGGUACUGGAGGUUGUUGACUCUAGGGAUCCCUUAGGCACAAGAUGUGUCCAAGUAGAAGAGGCAGUGAGAGACUCAGGAAAACGUCUAGUUUUAGUCCUAAACAAAGCAGACUUGGUACCACGCAGCAAUCUCACCGCCUGGCUGAAGUACCUACGUCGGUUUGCACCUGCUAUCCCAUUUAAGGCUUCAACACAAGACCAACAACACAAUCUUGGUAGAAGGAAAAUGAAACACAUUGUUAAGGAAAAGGAAAUGAAAGGUUCAGCAUGUGUAGGAGCUGAGUUGUUAACGAGUUUACUGGGCAACUACUGUAGGAAUAAAGGCAUAAAGACGUCCAUAACUGUGGGUGUAGUUGGUUUACCGAAUGUCGGCAAGAGUUCUAUAAUUAACAGCUUGAACAGGUCCAAAGCUUGCAAUGUUGGAAGUACUCCAGGUGUAACUAAGCAAAUGCAGACUGUACAAUUGGACUCCAAGAUCAAGAUACUUGACAGUCCCGGUAUAGUGUUUCAAGCUGGGCCGGCGGGUGAUGCGUCUGUCGCUCUUAAAAACGCGGUGCGAGUCGGAGCGCUGAAGGACCCCAUCGCUCCUGCGUCCGCCAUAUUGCAGCGUGCGCAUACGCAAACACUGGUUAACUUGUACUGCAUACCUGAGUUUAAGACGCCACAGGAAUUCUUUGCAAGUUUAGCGUCGCGUAUGGGCAGAUUCAAGAGAGGCGGUGUGCCGGACCAGGAGGCGGCCGCUAGGAUAUUACUCAACGACUGGAACACGGGCAAAGUGCGCUACUACACCGAGCCGCCGGAGUCUGCGGCGGAGGAGGUGCACGUGGACGCCAAGAUUGUGGCGACGAUGGCACAGGAGUUCGACCUGAACAGCUUCGAGGCGAUGGAGGCAGAGGUUAUCGGCGCGCUGGGAAAUCCGACCGCCGAUGAAGCUAUCAAGAUCACUAGUACUGGCCCGGUCAAAGCAGCUGAUGAUAACGACAUGCAAGUUGAUGAUGAUGAUUCCAGUUUACUUUCAAGAGCGGUGAACAUUAGGUCGAAGUUAGAAAAAAGUAAAACCAACAAUGAGAAAAUUAGAAAUGACCCAGAAAUGAUGCUGGAGGGGAACAUGAAACAGAAUAAAUUGAGAAAAAUGCAGUUUAAAAAAGAUAAAAAGAAGAAGGCAAAGAACGAAAAGGCGGCUGUUAAUUUGGCGGGAGUUUUAGAAAAUGUCACACUCACUACCUACAAGAAAAACGACGACUACGACUUCAAAGCUGAUUUCAAAUAAGUAUUUAAAACUCUACAGUCAUACAGUAUAAGUACUGUAAAAUAUAUUGUUAAUACUGUUA